Messenger RNA from Heterobasidion irregulare TC 32-1, 1617 nucleotides. RefSeq lists its product as uncharacterized. The record is from RefSeq and is a predicted model, not a curated record. Gene Ontology annotation, molecular function: G protein-coupled receptor binding; guanyl nucleotide binding; GTPase activity. Gene Ontology annotation, biological process: G protein-coupled receptor signaling pathway. The transcript has 10 exons. Lineage: Eukaryota; Fungi; Basidiomycota; Agaricomycetes; Russulales; Bondarzewiaceae. Gene Ontology annotation, cellular component: heterotrimeric G-protein complex. The coding region runs from base 296 to 1366 and encodes 356 amino acids.
CUCCUUCCCCUCAUCCUCCCUCCCUUCGCUCUCUCUUUUAUUUCUCCUUUUCUUUAUUUCUUUCUCUUUUCCCUGUUUGUUAUUGCUUGAGGCGCCUCGGCGCAUCAGCCGUCUGAUCACACUCCGCUUCCCUGUUGGUCAAGAACCUUGAUCUCAUCACACAAGGGUCGUCCUUUCUCAGCGCAUUCCAGCCUCUGAACAUACUCUUCCUGCCCCCGUUCCCUACCCCCACAGCCACUUUGUCUGGUUUGUGUCCUCUUUCCUUACCCGUUCCUCUUUUCUCUUUGCUCUCACAAUGGGCCUGUGUAUCUCUUCGGGGCCUGUCGAUGUGACCGAGGAGGACAAGCGGCGGCAUCGAGAAGCUGAGAAAGCGUUAAAAGAUGCCAAAACAAAGAUGAAUGCUCAAGUGAAGGUCCUCCUCCUAGGAUCAGGCGAUUCUGGAAAGUCCACGAUCUUAAAGCAAAUGCGCCUCAUCCAUCGCAUUCCGUUCUCCAAGCAAGAGGUCGAGUCGUAUCGGCAGCUUGUAUUUAACAAUUUGACACAUGGUUUGAAGUAUCUCCUGGACGCGAUGGAGGAUAUGGGCCUUGAAGUCACUUCCGAGAACGUGGAGCAUAUCGAGAAAGUGGAGAAUGCGGUCGACCUCCGUGACGGCGAGCCAUUUCCAGAAAGCUACCUCGACCCGUUGAAGUUGCUGUGGGCCGACGAAAGUGUACAGAAAGCAUGGGAGCGAGGAAAUGAAGCGGCCUUGCCAGAGAAUCUUUUGUAUUUCUUCUCCGACUUAGAUCGACUGUUUGCUCUGGAUUACGUUCCCACGGAACAGGACAUUGUUCGAUGCCGGGCUCGGACGAUCGGUAUCACUGAGACGGUCUUCCAGCUGAAGGAUCAUGAAAUGCUCAUGGUCGAUGUGGGUGGGCAGAAGAGCGAGCGGAGAAAGUGGAUCCAUUGUUUCCAGGAUGUCACAAGCAUACUGUUCUUGGUCAGCCUGAGUGGUUAUGAUCAGUGCUUGGUGGAAGACAAGGACGCAAACCAAAUGCAAGACGCCAUGACAAUAUGGGACUCAAUAUGUCAUUCACAAUGGUUCAAGUCGACUUCAAUCAUCCUUUUCUUGAACAAGAACGACCUCUUUGAGGCGAAGGUUCAGCAUUCUGACAUCAAGAGCUUUUUCCCUGACUAUGAUGGUGAAGCGGCUGAUGCUCGGGCGGGUCGAGAUUACUUCAAGAAGCGGUUCGCAAGACUGGCUCAGAAGGCCGGUCGCUCCAAAGAGCGGGAAAUCUACAUCCAUAUAACAACUGCAACGGAUACAGCCCUAUUGCGUGUAGUCAUGGCAGCUGUCGAAGCAUCGUUCUUCGACAAAAUCUUGAAGUAGCCGCGUUAAUCUGACUGUUCCUUUUGUUUCAUUUUCUAUGCUUCAUUUGCAUAUUUGCAUAUAAUCUUUCUCUCGGCCGCCUCGUGGAUUUGUUCCAUGGCUGCCAUUAUUUCAACGCACGUCAACGUGGCCUUCUGUAUCCACUCAACCUUGUCCAUAUGCCUAUCUUUAUCUGGACAUGUUGUUUUCUAACCUCAACUGUUAUCUAUCAACUGUGCUUGUUCUAUGUUCUGAUCAUUGCAUUAUCUUUU